UCAUGGUUUAUAUGGAAGCUUCAUCUUGACUUCCCCUCCUCUCUCCAUCUCUGUGAGCAGAGCAAUAAUGGAGAGAGAUCAGAAGUCGUGGUUGAACUCGCCUCUAAUUCACAUAUCUGAAGAUGAAGUGAAUCCGAAAGACGGGAGACUAGUAGAUGAUAACAAUUUCUCAAGAAAACUAAUAGCCGAGGAAGUAAAGAAGCAGCUAUGGCUAGCAGGACCUCUAAUAUCGGUCAGUUUUCUGCAAUACUGUUUGCAGAUGAUUUCCAUCAUGUUUGUGGGUCAUCUCGGCGAAUUGCCUCUCUCCGGUGCUUCCAUGGCCGUUUCUUUUACAUCGGUGACUGGUUUCACCGUCUUGAUGGGGAUGGCUAGUGCUCUGGAUACGUUUUGUGGCCAAUCUUACGGAGCAAAGCAGUACCACAUGUUGGGCAUCUAUAUGCAAAGAGCAAUGGUUAUUCUUUUACUUGUGAGCAUACCUCUUGCAGUCAUCUGGGCUAACACAGGAGAAAUCCUGAAAUUACUUGGCCAAGAUGCUCAAAUUUCAGCAGAAGCUGGGAAAUAUGCUAAAUGCUUGAUUCCAUGCCUUUUUGCUCAUGGUCUUGUUCAGUGCCUGAACAGAUUUUUACAGACCCAAAACAUUGUUUUCCCAAUGAUGAUGAGUUCUGGAAUAGCAGCUUUGCUUCACAUUGCCCUCUGUUGGGUUAUGAUAUUCAAAGCUGGGCUUGAAACUCGAGGAGCUGCUUUGGCAAACUCCAUUUCUUAUUGGAUCAAUGCAUUGAUAUUGAUACUUUAUGUUAAGUUUUCUUCUUCAUGUUCAGAGUCUUGGACUGGCUUUUCAGCGCAGGCAUUUCACAACAUCUCAUAUUUCCUUAAACUUGCAAUCCCUUCAACUGUCAUGGUUUGCUUGGAACUGUGGUCAUUCGAGAUGGUGGUUCUUCUGUCUGGACUUUUACCAAAUCCAAAAUUAGAGACAUCAGUGCUUUCUAUUAGCCUCAAUACAGAUUUAACCGUUUGGAUGAUACCAAUGGGUCUGAGUGCUGCUGCUAGCACGCGAGUUUCAAAUGAACUGGGAGCUGGUCGUCCUGCAGGUGCAAAGCUAGCAGCGUGUCUAGUUAUGACAAUAGCCGUUAUUGAGGGGCUACUGCUUGGGACUGUCUUGAUUCUUAUACGAAAUGUUUGGGGUUAUGCAUAUAGCAAUGAACAAGAAGUGGUCAAAUAUGUUGCGGAUAUAGUUCCCAUAAUUGCAGUGUCCACUUUCUUCGAUGGACUUCAGUGUGUUCUUUCAGGCAUUGUUAGAGGAUGUGGUUGGCAGAAAAUUGGGGCAUAUGUCAAUCUUGGAUCGUAUUAUCUUGUGGGUAUUCCAUCUGCAGUUUUGCUUGCUUUUGUCUUGCACAUUGGUGGAAAGGGGCUGUGGUUAGGCAUCAUCUCUGCACUGGCUGUCCAAACACUCUCUCUUGCCAUCAUUACCAUCCGCACCAACUGGGACGAAGAAGCAAAGAUAGCUGCAGAACGAGUGUACGAGUCAGUCAUUCCAACGAAUGUCAUCGCAUGAAACUAAAGCUCUUUUGGGUGGAGAAGCUUUGUCAUUAAUCUCUUUGCCUUUGGAAAUCAACAACUUGUGCAAUAUGACUCAUCGUUAAAAGCUUUUGAGGAUUUUUGGAAAAUCGUAUGUAUUCCUUAACUGUUCUGAACUUGAUUCAAUUAGAUUUUGGAUCAAUUAAAUUACGAUUUAGAUUGACCCACUAUAACUUCAUCA
Molecule: messenger RNA, 1756 nt
Organism: Cucurbita pepo subsp. pepo (vegetable marrow)
Lineage: Eukaryota; Viridiplantae; Streptophyta; Magnoliopsida; Cucurbitales; Cucurbitaceae
Product: protein DETOXIFICATION 16
Biological process (GO): xenobiotic detoxification by transmembrane export across the plasma membrane
Cellular component (GO): membrane
Molecular function (GO): xenobiotic transmembrane transporter activity; antiporter activity
Source: RefSeq, a predicted model, not a curated record